AUGGAAUUGCUUUACUCAAACGAAGGCAAUUCUAUUCAGAAGAUCAGAAUCCAGAUAUUCUCCUCAUUCAUCCCAGCAUCGUCGGCCCUCAUCAUCACGUCCACCUUCAGUCGUUCGAAACAUCGUUCGCAUUCUAAUGAUUCUCGUCGAAGUGGAAGUGAAACUCGUUAUCAGUCGAUCAGUAUCACAAAACAGUCACUAACACCUACCUGCAGAUCGUUACUACCACAAACUGAAAUCCAAAAAAGUCCUCGACGAAGACGAAGUGCUGAUCCUCGUGGUUUAGAGUCUGAUAUGAAUUUUUCUGCUCGUAAUGGAAGUAAAGCAGGAUCCAUUACUAUUUUACGAUUAAAUGAUAGUGACGAUGGUCUACGUACAUCAGGUUCUCGACGAAGUUCAAUUCGAAAAUCAACAAGUGCAUAUAAAACAAACGAUUCAACUGACUCUGAUAUGGAAGGUGUGUCUUCACCACCACUUGAUGUUCUACGAAAAACAACAUCCAAUCAUGCUACAAGUUUUGUUCCAUACAAAUCUCAUUCCUCAUCAUCGUCAAGAUCCACAAAAUAUUGA
Adineta ricciae is the source of this 570-nucleotide messenger RNA. NCBI's taxonomy places the organism in Eukaryota, Metazoa, Rotifera, Eurotatoria, Adinetida, Adinetidae. The record is from the annotation of a GenBank genome assembly.